Molecule: messenger RNA, 783 nt
Organism: Entamoeba nuttalli P19
Lineage: Eukaryota; Evosea; Mastigamoebida; Endamoebidae
Exons: 1
Coding region: 1-783 (260 amino acids)
Source: RefSeq, a predicted model, not a curated record
AUGGAUUUCAAAGAUAUUAUUGGUCAAUUAACAAAUGAAAAUAUCUCUUUACAUAACAAAAUAGAAGUUAUUCAAAAGAAUAGUUUUGAUGAAAGACUCGUAUUACUUGAAGAAGAAAUUAGAGCAAAAGAUCUUAAAAUCAAAAAAUUAUAUGAAGAUUUAAUAAACAAACUUCAAGAAUUAAAAAAAGUUACACAACAAAAUAGUAUUUUAAAAAAAGAAGAAGAAUGUCAAAUUGCUGAUUUUACAGUUCGGAUAAAAGAGAAAGAAAAAGAAAUUGAAUCAUUAAAAAAUUUUAUACCACAUGAUGAAGAAAUUAUAAUUUCAGAAAAAGAAAUAAUUAAUUUAAAAAAUACAAUUAAACAAUUAGAAAUUAAUUUAGAAGAACAAAAAAAUAUUCAAAAAAAUAAUAUUCAAAAUCUCCAAAAAGAAAGAGAUGAAAUAAUUGAAAAGAAUAAAAAAAGUAUUGAAGAUUUAGAAAGUAAUAUUAAAGGAAAAGAAAGUCAAGUCAAUGAAUUAAUUUUAGAAAAAAAUGAUUUAAAUAAUAAAAUUAAAGAGUUUAAUGAAAAAUUAUUUAGUGAAGAAAAUGAAAAAAAAGAUAUUGAAUUAAAGAAUAAACUGUUAAUUGAAGAAUUAAAUACUUUAAAAAAAAUUAAUGAAGAAAAGACUAUUCAAUUAACUAAUCAAAUUAAUGAACUGAAAAAUAAUAUUGAAAUUAAGAAAAAGAAAUUGAAGAAUUACAAAAUGAAAAUGAAACUAAAACUAAAGAAAUUGGAGAAAUAA